Molecule: messenger RNA, 2025 nt
Organism: Aspergillus pseudoviridinutans
Lineage: Eukaryota; Fungi; Ascomycota; Eurotiomycetes; Eurotiales; Aspergillaceae
Product: TolB family protein
Exons: 1
Coding region: 1-2025 (674 amino acids)
Source: RefSeq, a predicted model, not a curated record
AUGUGGUCGUAUACUUUUAUCCUGACGGUUCUGGGACUACUGGAUGCUGAGGCCCUUGCCUCAUGCCCCUAUGCUUCGCAGAUAGGCGUGGACUCAAAGGCUAUGCCACUACCCCUCAGUCACCCAGCGCGGGACCUCACUGCCUCGCAUGGCAAGAAAGGCAUCUUCUUGAUGAACAGAAUUGCCCCUGGCACCUCCCAGCUCUAUAUCGCAGAUGCCGAUGGCCGUAACGAACGAUCCCUUCUCUCGGACCCUAUGUACGAGUACCAUGCGACCUUUUCGCCCGACGGACAAUGGGUCGCCUUCACCGGCGAGCGCAACGGAGACGGUAACGCGGAUAUCUACCGCGUUCGGACAGAUGGUUCAGAUCUACAAGAGCUCGUGGCCACGCCUUCGGUCGAAGACUCGGUUGUCCUCUCCCCGACCGGCAGUCUGGCCGCCUACGUCUCUACCGCCAAUGGUUACAAGGCCAAUAUCUGGGUUAUGGAUCUGGAGACGGGAAAGCGCUGGAAUCUAACUGACACCGCAGCUACCGUCGCCGACCCAUCCCGGAUGAAUGGAUACUUCCGACCGGCCUGGUCACCAGAUGGCGAGUGGAUUGCCUUUUCGUCAGACCGCAACGUGCAAUGGGACGGCCACGGGGAAGAAACUUUCAUGGGACUCAGCGGUUGGGAGCACACGCAGGAGCUGUCGAUCUACGCCGUGCGACCGGACGGAUCUGGCUUCAGACAGAUCGCCACCAAGCCGGGCUAUGCGCUGGGUUCGCCCAAGUGGUCCCCUGACGGCAAGCGCAUCGUCUACUACGAGAUGACCCGUCAGGCGACCUGGGACUCUCACCGUCCUGAAUCAAUUGCUUCUGCCAACUCAAGCAUUGUAUCCGUUGACUUUGCCACAGGAACAGAUCGUAGAGUUGAGGUGGCGGGGUCUGGCGUCAAGAUCUUUCCGCAGUACAUCUCCAACGAGGAUAUUGCGUACCAGAUCAAGGGCACUACAAAGGAAGGAUUAUACAGCACAGCCGGAUCCUACUGGAACACCACCAGCAACACAUCCGUCUCCAUUCGCUCGCCCGCCUGGUCACCAGACGGCAAGAAGGUCGUCUACGAAAAGACUACAUGGGCCAUCAGGCCUAUGGAGAAGAAGCUCUACAGCUGGGACUCAGACUGGGAGUACCGCUUCACCGACGUUUUCCCCCAGCUGUCCCAGCAGGACAGGCUUGUCAUCACCCAAAAGCAGCUCGGCAACUCGUCCAUCGUCACCAUGUCACCGACCGGACAGAACGCCCGUCUGGGUUUUGACGUGUUGCACACAGAUCUCGUCGACGAAACGCUGGUCCGCCAAGGACUAGCCGGUGCCUUCCAACCCUCCUGGUCCACCGACGGCCAAUGGCUCGUCUUCGGCGUCGGCUCCUGGUUCCAGGAUCGCGCACAGUACGGCGGAUGGCUGGCACGGGCCAGUGCGAACGGCACUUACGCUGAACUGCUAACCACCAGCAGCGCCAAUCUCACCAGCAACUCCACGGCAAUCAACUCCGGUUUCCCCAGUUUCUCCCACGACGGAAAGAAGGUCGUCUAUCGUGUCUGGGGCGCGAAUUCCGCCCAAGGCGACAUGUCCCAACUUGGCCUGCGCAUCCUGGACCUCGAGUCCCGCAAGGUUACCGUCCUCACCACAGGAUGGGACAACCUCCCCUUCUUCUCACCGGACGGUGAACGCAUCGCCUUCACCCGCAAGAUGAACGCAACUAAUUACGACGUCUGUACGAUCCGGCCGGAUGGAAGUGAUCUUCGCGUGCUUACGAGCAGCGGCGCCAACGACGCUCAUGCGGUGUGGUCGCAUGAUGGAAGGAUCAUGUACUCUACCGGCAUGUAUGGGUUCCGGUAUGAGUGUGCCUUGUACGACAAUACGUUUCAGCCCUACGGCCAGAUUAUGAUCAUGGAUGCGGAUGGAAAGAACAAGCGCAUGCUUACGGACUCGAUGUGGGAGGAUUCGACGCCACUGUUCGUGCCUAAUUCGGCUCUGCACCGGUAA